This is a messenger RNA of Drosophila gunungcola (fruit fly), 1174 nucleotides long. It is a transcript of the gene Setd3, whose product is annotated as actin-histidine N-methyltransferase. The record is from RefSeq and is a predicted model, not a curated record. The transcript has 3 exons. The coding region runs from base 1 to 825 and encodes 274 amino acids. NCBI's taxonomy places the organism in Eukaryota, Metazoa, Arthropoda, Insecta, Diptera, Drosophilidae. Gene Ontology annotation, biological process: peptidyl-lysine trimethylation; peptidyl-lysine dimethylation; peptidyl-lysine monomethylation. Gene Ontology annotation, molecular function: histone H3K4 methyltransferase activity; protein-L-histidine N-tele-methyltransferase activity; transcription coactivator activity.
AUGAAGACAGUCGAAGGCAGGGAAGUAAAGAGACCUCACUCCGGCAAUCGGAUUGUAUCAUGGGCCGUUUCUACGGUAAUGACCCGCCAAAACUUGGUGCCCAGCGAAAACCAGGCCGGCACCAAGUUCAUCUCGGCCCUGAUUCCCUACUGGGAUAUGGCCAACCACAGGCCGGGCAAGAUAACCUCCUUCUAUGGCGCCGCUUCCAGGCAACUGGAGUGCACCGCCCAGGAGGCGUGUGCCGCCGGAGAGCAGUUUUUCAUCUACUACGGCGAUCGGUCGAAUACCGAUCUUCUGGUGCACAAUGGCUUUGUGGAUGUGAGCAAUCUCAAGGAUUACGUUAAUAUUCGCGUGGGCCUGAGCACCACGGACGCACUGGCCGCGAAGAGGGCUAGCAUUCUGGACAAGCUGAACAUCCGGCACAAUGCAGAGCUGCGCGUGCUGCCGGCGCCGGAUUUCAUCUCCAAGGAGCUGUUGGCCUUCGUCCGGGUGUUCAAGAUGAGCGCCGAGCAGCUGGAGCACUGGUGCAGCGACUUGGAGCGGGCCGGCGAUCUACUGCACAUCGAUUGCGCCCUGGAGACGGAUCACGAGACGCGCACCUGGCAGUUUCUGGAGGACAGGCUGAAGCUGCUGCUGGCCGUCCUUGAUAAGGAACUGCGGGAGGCCGACGAGCUGGAGGCGUUGUCCGAGCUCUCCCAGCUGGAACUUAAGGAAGGGGGAAAACCUGUGCAUGAAAUCGAGCUCAUGCUGCUGCAAUACCGCCGCCUGGAGAGGAGCAUCCUCGCCGGUGCUCUGCAGUACGCCCAGGAGCAUCGCAAGGUCUAGGGAUUGGCAAACCCCCGCCUUGGAGCACAUCACCCACAUAAUUCGAGUUGCCAUCGACAAAGCGACAUCAAUAACUCAGUCUAGCAUUAGCACCAUACUCUUUUUUUUUUGUACCAUUACUUAACUUAUUUUAAUCGACCGUUUUUCAUCUAGUCGAGUGUUUUUGAAGUGGAUACCAAAUUAAUUUAUAAUAAAAUUUACAACGAAAGUUUUACAUGAGGUUUCUAAAAACUCGAUUCUACAAUCAUGUACGUUAUAGCGUUUAAUUGUUUUAUGUUUGUUUACAUUUUUAUUUCUAAUAACAUCAGUUUUAGUAUUUUGGAAUUAAAUAUGAAAUCAAGCAAGGCGA